CUGGGAUACAGGUUACAACGUAGUGGAGGGUUGGGUGUCUGAACUUCAGUGAACGAGGCUGUGUAGUUGGGUAUGCCAGGCUGCCUAAUCCCGAAGAAAAAGCCUUUCGGUUCGGGGGAAGCAAUCGGACUCCAGGAGUAAGACGGCUUUCUCUUACCGGGAGGAGGGUGGCAUAGUCCGGGCCAGCUGUUGGGACAGUGAUCACAGAAGGAGGGGAGAGCAACACACGGAAAAGGCGAGGAGUAGCUACCAGCUGCCGGCAUGGCCAGGGACUACGAUUACCUCUUCAAGCUUCUUAUCAUCGGCGACAGUGGUGUUGGAAAAAGUAGUUUGCUACUGCGCUUUGCAGACAACACAUUUUCAGGUAGCUACAUCACCACGAUUGGGGUUGACUUCAAGAUCCGGACCGUUGAGAUUAACGGGGAGAAAGUGAAGCUGCAGAUUUGGGACACGGCCGGACAGGAGAGAUUCCGCACCAUCACCUCAACGUAUUACCGAGGCACUCACGGUGUGAUCGUGGUGUAUGAUGUCACCAGCGCGGAGUCCUUCGUUAACGUGAAGCGCUGGCUCCACGAGAUCAACCAGAACUGCGACGACGUGUGCCGAAUAUUAGUGGGGAACAAGAACGACGACCCGGGUUCGAAAGUGGUGGAGACCAACGACGCGCAGAAGUUCGCCGAGCAGAUGGGAAUCAGCCUGUUCGAGACCAGCGCCAAGGAGAACAUCAACGUGGAGGAUAUGUUUAACUGUAUCACGGAGCUGGUCCUGAAGUUGCGGAAGGAGGUGGUGGCCAAACAGCAGCAGCAGCAUCAGGGCGACGUGGUUAAGCUGAACAAGAACAGCAAACGAAAGAAGAAGUGCUGCUAGCGAACGAACGCGCCGCAGACGAACGUCGCAUGGACCGCGGGCGGGGGGGCGCCGACUGAACCAAUCGAAAACGACCGCGAAACGUGCACAACGGGACUCCAGCUGACUCGGGGAAACUCAUAAAAGCGUCAUGCAGAAACGGUGGAGUGAGGUCUGUUUCGGACAUGUGCAGAUUUUAUCGGAUGUGGGAGGAGUUUUAUUUGUUCGGUAGGCUGGUCCUUUUCUGUGACGGAAGGGAUCAGGACCCUGACUGCCAGCAUAAAGCUCAGAUUCAUAGAAAUAUAUAAAUAUAUAUAUAUUUUCAAUCUUUGAAGACUCCAUCUCAUUCCACGUGACUCUGGACAUUGAUGAGUCGGGUGAAUAUGGACGCCCCUUUUUCCAGUUUUUUUGUUGUUGCGGGGGGAGCACACCGACAUCCUUCAGAUCAUGAACUUUUGCUUUUUUUUAUUCAAUCCGAACGAUUGUUGAUUAUAAUACAAAACAAAAAAAAAAAAAGAUGAAUUGAGAAUUUUAGCCAGUGAGUCUGUCGAUGUGGCCAGGUGGCCGGCUCCAUGUCUUACCUGUCGAUCCCACAAGGACUCCAGCGGGUAAGAACUGCCGCGCGUUUUAUCGUCAGUGUACCGUCAUCGCCUGUACAUCGCAUCCAGCGCAGCCAGCGCCGGAAUCUGGGGGGUUUGCUGUUCCCGUUGCCGUGGAAACGGCGCUCGCCGGUCCCGUCGGCACGGAAACGGAGCUCGCCGGUUCCACCGGUCGCACGUGGAGGAAAGGAUGGGAGAAAAAGGGUUUUUAAAAAAAAAAAAAA
Anguilla anguilla (European eel) is the source of this 1669-nucleotide messenger RNA. RefSeq names its product ras-related protein Rab-35-like. Gene Ontology annotation, biological process: endocytic recycling. The record is from RefSeq and is a predicted model, not a curated record. Bases 262 to 867 code for a protein of 201 amino acids. Gene Ontology annotation, molecular function: GTP binding; GTPase activity. NCBI's taxonomy places the organism in Eukaryota, Metazoa, Chordata, Actinopteri, Anguilliformes, Anguillidae. The transcript has 6 exons. Gene Ontology annotation, cellular component: plasma membrane; endosome membrane.